Molecule: messenger RNA, 1222 nt
Organism: Aspergillus ibericus CBS 121593
Lineage: Eukaryota; Fungi; Ascomycota; Eurotiomycetes; Eurotiales; Aspergillaceae
Gene: trm8
Product: tRNA (guanine46-N7)-methyltransferase
Exons: 3
Coding region: 87-1124 (345 amino acids)
Biological process (GO): tRNA methylation; RNA (guanine-N7)-methylation
Cellular component (GO): tRNA methyltransferase complex
Molecular function (GO): tRNA (guanine(46)-N7)-methyltransferase activity
Source: RefSeq, a predicted model, not a curated record
UGACGACCCCCCCUCCACGUCCACCAGACUGACCAACCCCCCAUCCUCAGCCCCUCAAUUGGCCCGUCAUUGAAGAAAUAACAACCAUGUCGCAACCACCCCCCAAGCGCCAAAAGCGCGCCGAAUACCGCAAACAAGUCGCCGAAGCCGUCGGCGAUGAAUCCGCCCCCGUGGGCAAGGUCAAGCUUCCCAAGAAGAAGUUCUAUCGGCAGCGGGCUCAUGCGAAUCCGUUUUCGGAUCAUCAGUUGAACUAUCCUCUCAGCCCGGCGCAUAUGGAUUGGGCAUCGCAUUUCCCGGCGUUCGUGAAUCCGGACCCGGCGCAGACGAAUCUCAUUGGAACGAGGAAGUUGCUGAAGGAUGUGGAGGUCGUGGAUAUUGGGUGUGGGUUUGGUGGAUUGUUGGUUGGGUUGGCGGGGUUGUUGCCGGAGACUUUGAUGGUUGGAAUGGAAAUCCGCGUCGCCGUUCUCGACUACCUUACUACUCGCAUCCAAGCCCUUCGCAUGCAACAACAGCAUCAACAAAAGACACAAUCGCAGUCGCAGUCGCAACCUCCCUCUUCUACCUCGACUCCCGCUCCUGCUCCUACUACCCCCGCCGCCGACGAUGCCGAAACGCCGUCCGACGCACCCGCCCCCCCGGACCCGAACACCAGCACUGCGCUCGUCCCCGGCGGAUACCAGAACAUCUCUGCGAUUCGCAGCAACACGAUGAAGUUCUUCCCGAAUUUCUUCAACAAGCACCAGCUCUCGAAGAUCUUUAUCUGUUUCCCGGAUCCGCAUUUCAAGGCGCGGAAGCACAAGGCGCGUAUUAUUUCGGAGACGUUGAAUGCGGAGUAUGCGUAUGCGCUGCGGCCGGGGGGUCUGUUGUAUACGAUUACGGAUGUGGAGGAGUAUCAUCAUUGGAUUUUGAGACAUUUCCGGGAUGAGACUGCGGUGGAGGGUGGGGAGAAUGAGGGACCCACGGUGAAGGAGUUGUUUGAACGGGUGUCGGAGGAGGAGUUGGAGAAGGAUGAGUGUGUGCAGGUCAUGAGGGAGGCGACGGAGGAAGGAAAGAAGGUUACGAGGAAUAAUGGAAAUAAAUACGUGGCGGUGUUUAGGAGGAAGCAGGACCCGGAGUGGGCUUGAUGGCUUUGCUUGGGGCUUGAAGGAGUUGAUAGAUUUGCUUUGAGAUAAAAGUUUAAAUCUGGAUAUUUAUGGUACUUGUGGCCUUGUCUGGAAUGAUG